Molecule: messenger RNA, 4935 nt
Organism: Oncorhynchus mykiss (rainbow trout)
Lineage: Eukaryota; Metazoa; Chordata; Actinopteri; Salmoniformes; Salmonidae
Product: caveolae-associated protein 2
Cellular component (GO): caveola; cytoplasm
Molecular function (GO): protein kinase C binding
Source: RefSeq, a predicted model, not a curated record
AAGGGGAGGGGACAUCAAAACAAUCAAGAGAAGAGAAUCUCUGUUACCUUCUCAUUCCUCCUCUGGAGCUAGAAUCUCUGUUACCUUCUCAUUCCUCCUCUGGAGCUACUGAAAACAGCAACAACUACUACAACUACAACUACCACCAACUGACUGAGACUUUUCACAUCUCAGAACUAGACAGUCCACAUUCUCCCUCUUCAAAACAGGACAUUUAACCCCCUCCACCCUGUGGCCAUGGGAGAAGACUCAUCGCACGCCGAGCGCCUCAGCAACAGCAGCAGCAUUUUGGUCAACCCCCAGCAGUACCAUGCACAGCAAGACAACAUGGACCUCCUGGUGCCCAGCUUCAGCCCCAGCUCGGCUCCCUCCUCCCCCACUGACACCCUCUCCAAGCUGGGCUUGAAAACCCACGGGAGCCCCGGAAGUCCCACCAGUCCCAUGGCCAAGGAUCAGGUGAGUGCCAUCACAGUGGUGGCUCUACUCGACAAGCUGGUCAACAUGCUGGAGGCGGUGCAGGAGAACCAGCUGCGCAUGGAGCAGCGCCAGGCUGACCUGGAGGGCGCCGUGCAGGGGGUCCAAGGCGACGUGACUCGCCUGUCCAAGAACCACACCAGCACGUCCAACAGCGUGAGCAAGCUGCUGGAGCGCUCGCACAAGGUCAACACCCACAUGAAGGAGGUGCGGGAGCAUCUGGACAAGCAGGCGUCGCAGGUGAAGCGGCUGGAGGCCAACCAUGGACACCUGCUCAAGAGGAACCAUUUCAAAGUACUCAUUUUCCAGGAAGACAACGAGAUCCCAUCCAGCAUGUUCAUCAAGGAAUCCCCCAAGACCCGCCAGGCCAGCGAGCUUGAGGACGACGCCCCUGCGGCACCUGCCCCGUCUGUCACCGGCAUAGAUGCCAACCGCUCUCAGGAGGAGGGUCUCCAUAACAUCAGCCUGUACUCCUCCGACAAUGACACCGGGGGUCUCCACGAGGACGACGAAGCCCUGGAGGGAGAGGCAGAGCUGGGCCUAGAAGCGGCCCUGCCCUCCUUCGAGAGAUCCAGAGCCGACCGGCUGAAGCGCUCCAGCCUGAAGAAGGUGGACAGCCUGAAGAAGGCCUUCUCGCGCCAAAGCAUCGAGAAGAAGAUGACCAGGAUCAGCACCAAGAUCGUGCCACCUGCGAGCCGUGAGAAGAUCAAGAAAAGCUUUACACCAAACCACCCUAAGAGUCCCGCUGCCAAGAGCUCUUCUUUCAAGGUGUCGCCCAUGACGUUCAAUGUGAAGAAGUUGCGAGGCGAAGGGGAGGCCUCGACACAGCCCGGAGGCUCGCCUAGCGGGCAAGCCCACGUGGAGAUCCCUCCCUUGGGUAGCAUGGAUAGGGAUCUGCCCCUGGCCGAGGUGUACUCCCAGGAAGGGCUGGGUGUGGAGGGGGGAGAGGAGCUAGCUAGUCCUUCUACCCCUGGGAGCGUGCAGGCCGAUUUGACCAUCAAUGGAGAAGCGGGGAGCCUUGAGUGUGAUCUGACCAUCGAUCGUCAACCGGGGCUUGCUCUCCCGGAGCAUGAUGACGAUAUGGGGGAGGAGGAAGAGGUUUAUGAUGAGGUAGAGGAGCAGGAAAGCCUGGUGGAGGUAAAGGACCCCAUACCUGCUGUAGAGCAAGCUUCAUAAUCUCAUCCCUCUUAUCUUUUGCUCCUGCACAUUCCCUGGGUAUUUUAAAUUAACAUGCCAAAACUGUAGUCAUCCUUCCAUCUUUCCAGCCUACCAAUUUCAAAAAAAUCUCAAGCCCCAGUGCUAACGAUAUGGAGCCCCUAAGCAUUCCUGGCCCUCCAAUGCCUCCAGCCCUGCAUGUGCGAUUGAUCCAGGAGAUCCAUGGACAUAUCCCAGAUCACCAAGCUUCCAUUUCAGAGAUCCUGAUUUAUCAAGAGUGAUCAAGAUAUCCUGCAUCAGUUGCUCCUGCCUGGUCUGUAUAGCUACCUACCCUUCUUUGGGGCUACCUUAGGAAAAGAACCAGCAAGCCAAGGGACUAUAACUCACCUUCCCAACUGGAACCUAGGCUUCUGAAGAGCACAUCUCCAGGAUGCUGAGCCAACUCACUCUCUCUGUGUAUCUGUCUUUGCAUGGGCCUCUCAGUCUGACGGAUAGUCUCUUUGUUCUCCUGCCUCGCUUGAAAUCCUUGGCAAAGAGGGUAAAGUCCACAGCUUGGGAAGGGUAGCUCAUUGCCAAGUUGUCUGGGCAUUGGUAUGGGGCGGUAGCUAUGUUUCUAAAGCAAGGUCAGUGUAAGGCUGAGGUUUGUGACAUAUGCAUUUGACCCAGGUCUGGAUGUAACCACAUAACCCGAGUGCAGGGUAAAAAUGGAGUCAUAGCAUUAAGGCAAUUUCAUGCCAUCCCUACUUUAGUUCAUUUAUUUGCCAUAAUAUAUAUACUCAUCAGACCUCUCAUGACAAAAACAGCUUGAAAAAUACAGCUUGAAAGUGGUAAGUGGUUAAGGGAUUGUAAGUUGAUAUCUCUGUAUUAGGGUAAGGUCUACUGGGAGCACUAUUGAGACAGAGGAUGACUUGGGACCUUAAGGCUCUACAAACUGGGACUUUCCUAAACACCCUAUAUCAGGGCAAUCAUAAUCUUACGUUUAUGUAUAUAUUUGAUUAUAGGGAGUUAAAUAUCAGUAGGCAUAACGACUUAUAUAAAAUCAUAUUUGAGUACUGUCACCUGACUUUCAUAAAUAUACUGUAAAAAUUGUAAUGUUGGAGUUGAUUACGUGUGCAUUAUGUGCACCUAAAGUUAGCAUAGCACUCACAUAAACAAUGUUGACACAUUCCUAUAUGGUUGAAACACACAUGCACACAAACACUAGAUUAACUAGCACACAUUUACAGAGGCACCCACAAAGACAAUCACACACACACUCAUACACGCACGGAAUUCUUCAAACUUACACAGGCUGUUGUGGGUAAUUGCCAUGCUGGAGUGAGGAAUUCCUGCUUUGGAAGCCCUGUUGAAAAAAAACAGCAUAGACCAGCAUAGGCUGGUGACCAGCCGUCAUUGUUUGGACACUGGUCACCAGCAUUCCAGCAUAUGGUGGCCACCCGCAAAACCCGCAUUAAGUUACGUUAUGCUGGCUUUGCAAAGUGUUGUCUAAUUCCUAAUGGAAUCCAGCCUGAACGGAGAUAUCCAACAAUUUGAAUGUUUAUUCACCCACGAUUUGCCUUCAGAAUGAUUGCCAGGGUUUUGCCCUCAAAACAUCAAAUCAAGCUUUAUUUAUACAGCCCAUUUCAGACAUGGAAUGCAAUGCAAUGAUAAUAUAGGUGAAAUAUUUACUACACAACAAACAUAAGAUAAAAAACUAAAGAAUGGCACAAAAUAAACCAAAGGCAGUUCAGGAGGAGAGUCAAAGGCUUUUUCUAAAAAUGAUUUUUGAUUAGGCCUAAUCCAAAAAUGCACUCCUGCGUGCGAACUAUCCUUAAGCUUUUGUUCUGUUCAGUUCAGUUUGAGAAGGAGAGCUCAAAGAUGACGAGGACCAGAGGUCAACUUUGAUUGCUUGCUACUACUAUAAUUUAUUUUAUUAAAAACAAUGUUACUUUUCCAUUCUGAAAGCGUAUUGAUCAGAGUUAUUGGCCUCACAAUCAGCCAGAUUCGAUUGUGGUGACUGAAACUUGAAACAGCAGCCGGGGCACAAUCAAUUGGAAAUUGACAGCUAAUGGUGCUGAAAGUAGGCAAAUUUGAGUAGGCAUAAUUAAUUUGACUUUACUAACAACAAGAGGGCUUUGUGUUGGAGCCUAUUUAUUCAUAUUUAAGAAAUAAGAGGUCGGCCUACCUGUUUGGCAGAUUAAAUUAGGCAAUAGGCUGCUAUAUAGAUAUAUUUGUCAGUCAAUUCCAUGUCAGUGAAGGGGGUAUGAGGGUAUGCCAUAGCCCUACUUUUUAUGAAAGAAAAUGGCAAAAAGCACAAGCUUACCUCUUGUUAGUUUAAUAUUUUAAAACUGAUCCGAUUAUAUAACGUGAUAUAUAUGAGAGCGCUUUGGUCCUUGAUGCUUUACAAUAUGCAUUGUUUCGUGUCUUUGACAUUCAGAGGCUGAGACACAACCUUCUAUAGCCAAGGACCCAAAAAAUAUACUUUGCUUGGGAAGUAAUUCUAAUUCUCUCUAUCAAUUGAUUAGGCGAUUAACUUUCUGUACAAUAAAUGUUUAAACACAGACAACUUUUAGGGAAACCGUUGUGACCAUCUCUUGUUGGGUUAAGCCACAGAAAAGGGCAAUUUUUUUCUCAGACCUGCAAAUACAAUGAUAGAUUCAUGCAAUGCUUUUACUAUAAAGGAGAUCUUUCCCCCCCUACUCUCUUCCACGGUGGGCUGUGAACCCACAACCUUCUGGCCAGCAGCCCUGUGGGCUAUCAAAAUUCCUGCAUUGCCAUGUAAUGCUUACAGGAAGAAGAACACUUUCUAAAACUGUUUCUAAAAGGCUCUGGUCUGUCCAAGAUGAGAGGAUAAAUGGUAUAGACAUGUUCUCCGCUAUCCACUUUUGUUUAAAUUAUUAUUAUUAUUUGGGGUAUAAGGGAGAUUCACUUUUUUUUCAAGCAUUCAGGGAGGGUUUAAUUGAAAUGUAACUGAUGAACUGUCCAUAUUCAUUUCAGAAAGAUCCCAUUUUCUCAAUGUAACCCUUACUACAAAAUAAUGUUCACCACCUAAACUGGAACAGUUUCAGUAACGGGUGAAAUAAGUUCAACUAAGAUAUUGGAUUAGUAUGUAUGUUAUGUAUCUUUGUGUAGCAUAAGAUACAUUAAUUGAUUAAUUAAAACAAUCAAUGUACAUGCAAAAACACAGAUAUUGAAACAAACUUUUCGAGAAAAUCAAACUGCAAUAUAGCAUUCUGGGAAAUAUGAUAAUGAUGACCGUAGUUUAGCAGACCAGCUUGUCCAGCUAGACCAUGCUGGACCAGCAUACACUCCCAAGAAGAAAAAAAA